Molecule: messenger RNA, 639 nt
Organism: Cajanus cajan (pigeon pea)
Lineage: Eukaryota; Viridiplantae; Streptophyta; Magnoliopsida; Fabales; Fabaceae
Source: RefSeq, a predicted model, not a curated record
AUGGUGGAGAAUCACACCAAGGGAAUACCAGAGAGGAAAGAAAGGGGGAAAAAAGCAUUAAAGAGGAGGAGGGUGGAGGAAAGCAAGAAUUUAAGCUUAUUUAUAUGUUUCCCCUUUGUUUCUAGGCUUCUUGGAUAUGAAGGUGUAGAAGUCAUAAAUCCAGAAGGGGGUAAAGAUGAUGCGGAGGAGGAAGCUCAGAGAGGAAGAUGGAAACAGGAGGAAAGAGAUGGUUACUGGAAGAUGAUGCAUAAAUAUAUUGGCUCGGAUGUAACAUCAAUGGUGACCCUACCUGUUAUUAUCUUUGAACCAAUGACUAUGCUUCAGAAAAUGGCCGAGUUGAUGGAGUACUCCCACUUGUUAGAUCUGGCGGAUGAAUCAGAGGAUCCAUACAUGCGAUUAGUUUAUGCAUCGUCAUGGGCUAUAUCGGUGUACUUUGCAUACCAACGAACUUGGAAGCCUUUUAAUCCUAUCCUUGGAGAGACAUAUGAAAUGGUUAACCAUGGUGGAAUUACAUUUCUUGCAGAACAGGUGAGUCAUCAUCCCCCAAUGAGUGCUGGGCAUGCUGAGAAUGAGCAUUUUACAUAUGAUGUGACUUCAAAGUUGAAAACUAAGUUUUUGGGAAAUUCUGUUGAUGUUUAG